Messenger RNA from Myxocyprinus asiaticus (Chinese sucker), 5630 nucleotides. RefSeq lists its product as uncharacterized. NCBI's taxonomy places the organism in Eukaryota, Metazoa, Chordata, Actinopteri, Cypriniformes, Catostomidae. The transcript is spliced from 17 exons. Gene Ontology annotation, molecular function: zinc ion binding; ATP hydrolysis activity. The record is from RefSeq and is a predicted model, not a curated record. Gene Ontology annotation, cellular component: nucleoplasm; nucleus. Bases 94 to 2838 code for a protein of 914 amino acids.
CACACACACACUGAAAGAGGAAGUAGGCGCAGCAGAGAGGAAGAAAGAAGUAUCAUCAGUCUUUCUUCUCAUAUGACGUGUGUUUAAACUGUAAUGAUGGCGAGACUGAGCGAACACGGAAUCCGCCUCAGCUCUAUGAGCCCGUCGUACCUGGAGAGCAACUCCACCAGUCACACAUGGCCCUUCAGUGCUGUCGCAGAACUCAUAGAUAAUGCAUCUGACCCUGGCGUAACAGCCAAGAACAUUUGGAUAGAUGUGGUGACGGUCAGAGACCAGUUGUGUCUCAGUUUUAUGGAUAACGGCAGCGGUAUGACGCCUAACAAGCUUCACAAAAUGCUCAGUUUUGGGUUCACAGAAAAGGGUUCUGGUAAAAGCGGUCAUCAGCCCAUCGGCGUGUACGGUAACGGGUUUAAGUCGGGUUCGAUGCGUCUAGGUCGUGACGCUCUGAUCUUUACGAAGAACGGUGGCUGUCAGAGCGUGGGUAUGCUGUCUCAAAGCUUCUUGCAGGCCAUCAAAGCUCAAGCUGUGAUCGUACCCAUCGCCCCAUUCAACCAACAGACCAAGGCGCUCGUGGUAACAGAAGAUUCAGAGGCGAGUUUGAGAGCCAUCCUGAGACAUUCUCUCUUUCAGAGUGUAUCUGAGUUACAGGAGCAGCUAGACUCCAUACAGGGCAAGAAAGGCACCAAGAUUCUCAUCUGGAACAUUCGCAGAAAUAAAGAUGAAAAGCCGGAGUUUGAUUUUGACACAGAUGCGGAGGACAUCCGUCUGCCAGAGAUCCGUUCAGAGGAGGCUCACGGAAAAUGGAGGAGAGAUUAUUACAAGCAUCGCAGAGACAAUCACGUUCCUGAGAUGGAGUAUUCUCUCCGAGCAUAUCUCAGUAUCCUUUACCUGAAGCCCAGGAUUCAAAUCAUUCUGCGACAGAAGAAAGUUCAGACUAAACUGGUUGCUAAGAGUCUGUCGAUGAUUGAGAACGACGUCUAUAAACCUCAUUUCAUCAAUGAGCGAGUGAAAAUCACAUUUGGAUUCAACCUGAAAAAUAAGGAGCACUUUGGCAUUAUGAUGUACCAUAAAAACAGACUCAUAAAGGCUUAUGAGAAAGUUGGCUGUCAAAUCAAGUCAUCAGGUCAAAGGUCAGGGGUUGGGGUCAUUGGAGUGAUUGAGUGCAACUUCCUCAAGCCUGCUCAUAACAAGCAGGAUUUUGAGUACACCAAAGAGUACAGACUUACUCUAGCCGCACUUGGUCUCAAACUAAAUGACUACUGGCGUGAAAAGAAGGAAAAGAAAGCAAAAGAGAGAGAGUUUCAGGCCUUAGAGAGAAAAAACAAAGAGGGUGACACUGAGGAAGAGGAGGAAGAGGAUGAGGAAGAGGAAGAGGAUGAGGAAGUUGACGUGUCAUGGAUUCAAUGUGAAGAGUGUUUGAAAUGGAGAGGAGUCGCCACUCACCUGUUCGCUGGAAAGGUACCUGAUCCGUUCAGGUGUAGCAUGCAUCCAAUAGCACGCUUACGGAGCUGUUUGUUACCAGAGGAUACAGAAGACAAUGCUGAUGUCACACCCAGCUAUGAAAAAACAUUCAAAAAACAGGAAAAUGCCUCUGUUAAGAGAAGAGGAAGAUCCUUGGAGAUGAGUAAAAGCCCAGUGCAUCCACUUUGUAGAGGACUAUCUGAUCCUGAAUCAGAGACCAAACAGGAUGAAGUCACGGUUACCAUGGUGAUAGAUACACAGGAUACAGAUGAGGAUGGAGUCAAAGUUGCCGCCACUGAAGAGGAAGAGUCUUCACCGUCUCCGAGAAAAAGAAGAAAGGAAACAUGUUCACAUGUGGAAAAGGGCAAAAAGUCGCCAAAUCGUGCUGGAACUCCAGAACUCCCCCUUGAUGAAGACACAGAAACAACAGACAAAAUACAUGAACCAGAAACAAAUAGCACCACAACGCCAUCUGGAGAUACGGUGGCCCAGGAGUACAAUAUUCAGCCAGAGGCCUCAGUACUUGAGAGUCCCGUGGAGCCGCAGAUUUCCCAGGGGCCAUCGCAGCCUAAAGAUCAGCCCAGAAUCCCCCUUCACCCUCUCUCGCCCCACACCUCCAUGACCAUGGCUCAGACCGUUGUCGUCACCCCUCUGAGCCGCACAGGAUUUCAGCCCGUUUCACCAUUGCCGACGGAUGGCUCGGACCGCACGGCUUUAACUCAGAGACUCGCUCAACUCGACCGGGAAGCCAAGCGCUUAAAAAGAAUCCUAGGUAUCCGUGAGCCGGUUACGGAGGUUGCCUUGGUAAUGGAGGGAGAAGGGGCCGGGCCAUCUGAUGCCACCACAAAUGAGGAGCGACUUGCGCAAAAUGGUGAUUCAGUGUCAUGUGACCAAAAUGCAGAAAGAUUGACCCCCAUGUCAAAUGAGUCCAGGGGGGAGGAGCUCUCAGUUUGUCAGAAAUCAGAGGAACAGGCAAACAGGCCCCCUCUGCAGCAAAGCAGUACUCCACCUGUCCAAAAGGGGGCAGAAACGAGUCCUAAAGAUGAGCUCUACUGGAGUAAGACAUUAGCAAAACUCCAGAGUGAGAACCAGGCGUUAUCAGACGAUCUGAACAAGCUGAAAACUGAGAGAGACCAACUACUGAUCCAACUGAGACAAACUGAGAGAGACGCACAUGAGAGGAGAGACCAGAGCACCAACACACCCAGUCACACUUAUAACAGCAGUGUCACAUUGGAAAGGUUGCGAUCCAUCCGUCGGAAUGUGGUUGCAUUGCUCUCCUCUAUCCUGCCAAACCUGGAUAUGCAGGGCAUCAGCUACGACACCAUUGACGUUGACAGCAUCCUACAACAGAUCAUCCAAGCCAAUAACCUCUGAUCCUGGAACCGUGAUUAGAGAAGGGCCCCAUGAAACAAGGGCCCACCACUAAUGGCUGCCUUAUAACAGAUGCCAUAAAGCUUUUGGGAUCAAAACGAGGAUGUCUACAGUGCCUAUAAUCUCACGUUCUUUAGAAACCGUUUUUCUUGAAACCACAUUCUGGUGAAUGAAUGUCACGAAACAUGAAGAUCACAUCUGGGUCUUAUUUCACCUAAAAAAAUCAUAUUUUUGCAUAUACAAAGUAAAGCCUAUUUAAGACUAUUACGAUUUUGUUUUGCAAUGAUUUGCAUGCCAAUUAACCACAUUCUCUCCUCCCAAAUGCUUACUACUAUAAUAGAAAAAUGUCUCUUUGUCAUUAAUAUAAUGGGGAAAAAAAAUACAUUUGAAUUGUAAAGUAUAUAUGCAUCAUGGUAGUAUUUGUUGUACUGCCUUACAUUUAUGCGGAUUAAAAUUUUUGAAUUGCAUUUCAGUAUUUUACUAUAAAUAACUAUUAUCGCAAGGAGAAUCUAAUGAGAAUCUUGAUUGAUGGGAAUUACAACAACAACAACAAAGAAAGGUCCAUAUGCAUUAUACUAAUGAGAAUUUUGGGGAGAAAUGUGCUUAAUUGUCAUGAAAAUGUCAAAAUGAAAAAGGUUCUUAAUAGUCUCUUAUUUUCUUAAUAAAAAAAUAUUUUGUAGUUUUUAUUUUGUAGUGAAGUAUCAGGGAAUAAAAAGCAUGAAAAAAGAAAAUUAUGUUACUGUAGCAUUGCUGCUGACACAAACAGCAUUACAAUUCAAAUGAUACAUUUAAAGUACAUCUCAUAUGGGAGGUUAAAGCUUCAUUUCACACAAAAACACAUGCACUCACUAUCUAUUUGAAAUCUAAUAAGACCUCAUUGUGGUUUUACAGCAACAUUAAUAGACAUUCAUAUGCAUGAGUGUACCAGGCGCUGUGACCUAAUGGAACAUAUUUUAUGCCUGAGACAUGCAUGCAUCUAUCGUUCCUAAAUCGAUGCAUGCAUGCAUAUCUCGCGCGCACACACACACACACACACACACACCAAACACAGUCUCUACAAGAUAAACAACAUUCGCAAUCACAUCACCACCGACAGGUUUCACACACAGUCAUAACAAUUUGCCGUUAUUCAGCUGCAGCUCUCCUGAUGCUCAAAUAUGAAUCUAUAAGCAGCUUUUGUUUGUACAUAUUUAAACGUGUUCUUUAUAUCAUUAAGAGCUUAUAAAGCAAAACUAAUUUUCUAGAAUUGCCCAUUUUUUAUAUCUUAUUUUGUACUAGAACUUUUGGUCUUAUUUUGCUACCAGAUCUUAAACUUUAACAUGCAUCGCAUUUUUAUUUCACACAUUUUUUGUUUGUCAUGUAAUAAAGGUCAUCAGUGCUGUUUUUUUGUGGUUGUACACUUUCUCUGCUUUCUCACUAUGCUGCUUUUAGUAAAAGAUGACAACAAAUUACUUGGGAAUAUGUAAAGUCAACAUGAAAUGGCGUUCACAACUCAUUUAACUCCUGUAACGUGAUGCUUGUUUGGAUAAGUGAACUUAAAGUGGGUGUGUACAGAAGUUAUGAGGCAUGAUACACUUACAUUUUCCUUAACUUGCCUUUUAUUACAUAAUAAUAAUAAUACACAAUACUGGUUCAUGACAGUCAGUUUUAAAACCUUUAAAUGAGUGGACAUCAGAUAACUACUACUGCAGGUCACUGGAUGAGACAGACCAAAUAAAAUGAAAACGUUCACUCCCGUGAAAUGCAGGAUGAAUGUUGAAACAGUGUUAGUUUGUGCAAUUAAUCAGCGUUGUUAAUAAGAAACACAGUGAAGUGAAGCCAGAGAUAUUUUCACAGUUUAACAGAGGUCACAUGGCAGGUGCGCAGUUUAUACUCACAUUCAUAUUCAUGGUACUAAAUUAGAAAGUUGCUGUUUUAAAAGUGAGAUGUGGAUUAUAUUUGCUUGGGUCAGUCCAAAUUCAGCCGGUUGCUGUCGGCUUGCCACUUAAAUUGGCAGCUAUAAUCCAAUUUUAAAAUCAUUUUAUACAAGUAUUAACACUGCGACUGUGUCAGUGAUUUAAAAAUCGCUAAUUUGUACUGAUUUAGUUGUAUCGAAUUUAGUUUUCAGAUCUGGCCCUGUUUUUAAUGCUUUUUAACCUCACAAAACAAAAAAAUAAUACUGAAGCCAUUGAGAAUCUGUUCUGUAUCGGCUUGACUUAAAGCUAAUUUACGGAGUACAAAAAGACAACUGUUAAAAUUACAAAUAUAGAACAGAGACUGAUAACAAAAUAAAAGCAAAACAAUACAUACAGGAUCAAUCAAAAGAAACAGGACAAAUCAUUGCAUACAUUUUAACAUUAAAACUUACGAUAUUAGAAUGAGUGAUAUGUAACUAUUUACAGAUUAAGAAGCGUGACAACUUCUGAUUGAAUACAAGUGUCCAGUUAACUGAAACUAGCCUUUUAGAACACGUAAUUAAAGAUGAAAAUAAAAUAAGUCUGUCAUUAAAGACCAGGUUAUAGAUUCCUCUCUAUAUACAUACAUAAAACAUAUAUUCUUUUUUAAUUCUUGGUUAAAUGUUUCUAGAACCCCAUUCAUUGGUCUGGCUAAGAGUUCUAGAAUUCUUCAAUUUAAACUUUGUGGAGUUCUUCUCAUCUUCAUUUGAUACAAAAAAGCAUUCUAUAAAGAACUGGAAAUCUAGUUUCAACUUUUACAGACAGCUCCAAAAUAAACUUUAUGGGCUUAAUUCAUAAAACACGAGUGUAAAUCAUUUGUAAACCAUUCUUAUGCUUUUACAUUUUAUUUAUUUAUUUUUU